This is a messenger RNA of Aspergillus eucalypticola CBS 122712, 1314 nucleotides long. RefSeq names its product mannitol 1-phosphate dehydrogenase. NCBI's taxonomy places the organism in Eukaryota, Fungi, Ascomycota, Eurotiomycetes, Eurotiales, Aspergillaceae. Gene Ontology annotation, biological process: secondary metabolite biosynthetic process. The coding region runs from base 1 to 1314 and encodes 437 amino acids. The record is from RefSeq and is a predicted model, not a curated record. The transcript is spliced from 2 exons. Gene Ontology annotation, molecular function: FAD binding.
AUGUCCGGGGAAUCAGGAUCGGAUACCUUGCACAUUGCUAUCAUCGGAGCGGGUAUAGGAGGACUCGCUCUAGCCAUCGGACUCUCUAAUCAGAAUGUUUCUUUCACUUUGUAUGAAUCGGCCGCGCAGUUUAGUGCAGUUGGUGCGGGAGUCGGCCUAGGCCCCAAUGCACUACGUGCGAUGGAGCUGAUAGACCAGCGGUUCCGACAAAUGUACAAUCAAAUUUCCUCGGGAAACCUAACUCCCAACAAGGAGCACAUAGCGAUGGAGGUUCUUUACGCGGAGGAUGGUUUUGGUGAAAUGCGAGGCUGGCAGGCUGCACCGUUUGGGGCCGAUUCCUAUACCCGAACCAGUGCCCAUCGGCGAGACCUCUUAGACAUUAUGACGAGUUUGAUCCCCAAAGAGCGCGUGAAGUUCAACAAGAGGGCCAAAGAAAUCAAGCAGACUACCGAGAACAGCAAGGUUAUUGUCACCUUCGAAGAUGGCGAAGCCAUCGAGGCGGAUGCGGUCAUCGGAUGUGACGGUGUGAAGAGCGCGACGAGGCAAGCCGUCCUUGAGACCCUCUAUCCGGAUCAAGUGAAAGCCCUUUUUAGCGGAAAGUACGCCUACAGAUCGAUCGUGCCAAUGAAAGACGCUCAGGAAAUCCUCGGUGUGCAUGCGGGGGAUGCUAAGGCAUUCAUCGGCCACGGGGUGAACAUCAUGACCUACCCCAUCUCCCGCGGCACGGAGCUUAAUGUGGUCGCGACCAAAUUGACGAAUAAGCCAUGGACGCACCCUGAAUGGACCAACGAGGUCACUAAGGAGGAUAUAGUGGCCGACUUUGCAGGUGUGGCGGAUCAGCGCAUCGUUAGACUGUUGGACUGGGCCAAGCCAGUACAAUGGUCUCUGUGGCACCAUCCGAGCACACCGACCUAUUGUAACGAACGGAUCUGUCUCCUAGGCGAUUCGGCCCAUGCCACUACACCUCAUCAAGCUUCUGGCGCCGGCCAAUGUCUCGAAGAUGCGCUCCUUAUGUCUCACAUACUGGGUCUUGUGAAGGAUUCUAGUGAAAUCCCCACGGCAUUUCAAGUUUACGACGGUAUUCGCCGGCCACGAGCGCAGGCCGUUGUUACCACAAGUCAAGACUGUGGGAAGCUCUAUACGUUCACGCACCCGGAAUUAGCCACCGAUAUGUCCAAAAUCGUCGCGAAUCUCAACCAGCGCUUUCUCUGGAUUUGGGAGCAUGACUUGAGCAUGGAUUUGGAAAUUGCUCGAAGCCAAUUCGCCGCCUUGACACAGAAUGCCGAAUGUAACCUUGAGCAGUCAAGAUUAUGA